ACCGAAGAGAAAACGGCGGAGGAAAAAAUCGCUCGGAAAAGUGUAAACAGCUCGGAGAAAACGGCGCAACGAAACGCCUGGUGUCUGGAUUUGGCGGUGGCAGCUGCUGAAUGAACUUGGCAGAGGAUUUUAAGUUUGUCUUGUCGCCGAAAAAACGAGAGCUUUCUCAAAGUUGAGCCGAAGAGGAGUUCUCUCAUUCAGGAUGUCGGACUAAGACAAAGGGGUCUGGGGGGCAUUCCCGUCGGAGCGCAGGUAAAACUUGAUCCUUGAAGUCUCCUCUGGAUGGGAAAGAUGGAGAGGGAGUUACAAUGGUGGAAAGGACAGCUGGCUGCAGAUAUCCAUCAAUCCCUCCGCAUCAAGGAGCUGAAGUUACCGGUCUACCGGGCCCAUUCACCACAGAUCGGCAUGCGUCGGUACUUUGCAGACCUGUUGGCCAUCCUGAGUAAUCGCUACCAGCUCUGCCCUACAGCACGUCACCUGGCCGUCUACCUGCUGGACUUGUUCAUGGACCACUAUGAUGUGGCCGUCAAGCAGCUCUAUAUCAUUGCCCUCUCUUGUCUGCUCCUAGCUAGUAAAUUUGAGGAGAAGGAGGACCGAGUACCCAAGCUGGAGCAGUUGAACUCUCUGGGCUUCAUGUGUAGCCUGAACCUGGUUCUCAACAAGAGAGAUUUGAUCAAAAUGGAGCUUCUACUGCUGGAGACCUUCGGCUGGAAUCUGUGCAUGCCCACACCCGCCCACUUUAUUGACUACUACCUCCAUGCCUCGGUACAGGAGGGCGACCUCUACAAUGGCUGGCCACUGUCCUCGCUCUCCAAGACCAAGGCCUUCAUGGACAAAUACACUCACUACUUCCUGGAAGUCUCACUGCAAGACCACGCCUUCCUGAGUUUCCGACCAUCCCAGGUUGCCGCUGCGUGUGUGGCGGCGUCUCGUAUUUGCCUUCAGAUUUCCCCAAGCUGGACGGCCGCUCUGCAUCUCCUAACUGGCUACACCUGGGACCACCUCACCCAGUGCAUCGAACUCAUGCUGCUUGCUCAUGACAACGAUGUUAAGGAGGCCAACAAAACCAAAUCCACCCCUCCUCACCGACCCUCUCUGCAGACUCAACCGCAGACCUCUCACCUCUCUCCAGUGUCAGCCAUCCAGAGACCAGCUUCCUCCUCUUCCUCCUCCUCCUCCACCUCCACUACACCACAGCUGCUCUUUCAGCCUGACGGUUUCCCACACCUUUCCCAGCAUUCCCCUUCCCUGUCCCAGCUUCAAGCGCUAGCUGACUCCCACACUUUGGGGCCUGUGGUGAACAUGUCUCAGGACUUUCUUCAGAGCCACAGGAUGGGUCUACUCACUGGGGCUCCUUCCAUGACUCAUGGAGGUGGGUUUCCCUCUUACCCGAGCCUGACCUCUGGCCUUCAGCCGGGGGCUCGUGCGCUGCCGCUGCAGGGCCCCAUUUCUGUGCAGAUGGCUCUCGCUGGAGAACCCCGUCACUGCAUGAGUAUGGCUUACAGCGGUGGCUACCUGGGGGCCCAUCACACUUUCACCGCCGGCUGCUUCGACAGGUGACGCCAGGAGACGGAGAGGGAACAAAAACCGUAUCGGGAGUUUACUGCCGUGCUUCCGCCCCAGAUUACUACUCGGAAAUAUCCAUUUACAGACCUCCUCUCUCUCUCCGUCGGCACCGCAACACCUUCAGCAUGUCCAAGUCCCCCAACCCUCUCACAGAGACGCCUCAAACGUAAGCAGAGGUCCAAAGGCAAGACAGACCCGGUGGAAGUCAUCACACUGACGUGACAAAUGCUCCUCAGACUCUUUUAAAAUACUGAAGCAUUAGAAAAUGUUACUGCCAUAUUCCUAACUGGUUUUAUGAAUCUGUGUUUUUACAAUACUGUCAUCACUGUGAAUGAGAUGAAAGCAGCAGUGUGAUCUAACACCCACCUCAUUCAGUGCCUCUUCUCAGUUGCGUGAUAGCUGAGCCAAUUUUAGAAGUGCACAGGACACAAAGUAUCUGCGAUAAGGAUAUCUUGCUGCUUGACAUAUUUUUUUCUAAUCCCAAAAAAUUGAACGCAUUUUAGAAGAAGAAGAAAUUGGCUGGUAUUGUUUAUGGAGCCAUUAUUUGAGCCAGAGAUGGGACAAGAAAAGAGCUUGUCACUGAUCUGGCAUGGAAUAAAGAGGCUGUGCAUGUCAGUGAAAUAUUUUGGUGAAUAACGGGUUGUGUCUCCUGAAUGUCAGCGAACAUUGAUACGCUGCCUGUGUUAGGGCGGAAGGGCCCCUCUGGGAAUUCCUCACUGCAUAAGUCCUCAGAGGGGAUGAAGAAUUCAUUGUUUUGUGCACAGCAGGUGAAGUCGACACCUCUGACACGCCUGCAGUGUUUAGCUUUUUCUUUUUUCUCCCCUCCUGUCAUCGUCAUCUCUUCUCUCCCACCUCCAAAGUUGAGCCUCUUGACUGGAGCCCCUUACACAUCCGGGCGAACAUGUGGCUCACGUCUGCCACAGGCUUUUGUCAUACUAAAGUUUUAAUUUGCGUCUCCAGCUCCACUCAAAGAAUUGAACACAAACUGACAUGACCGGACCAGCGUGGUGAAGGAGACGUGGAUGUUGGUUGUGUACUGUACAUAUGAAUUGCUGCUGCCUUCUAAUGAACUGUUGGUUCUGUGUCUGUGUUAAUGAUGUUUACAUGAACCACUAAGUAUCAGGGACUUGAACAAGAUUACUUGAAUAUGAUGCCAUUGAAACAUGCCAUAGCUUUUAUUUAUGACUAAUUGUUUUUCUUGUUCUUGUUUU
Scomber japonicus (chub mackerel) is the source of this 2777-nucleotide messenger RNA. It is a transcript of the gene ccnjl, whose product is annotated as cyclin J-like. The record is from RefSeq and is a predicted model, not a curated record. Gene Ontology annotation, molecular function: cyclin-dependent protein serine/threonine kinase regulator activity. Gene Ontology annotation, biological process: regulation of cyclin-dependent protein serine/threonine kinase activity; mitotic cell cycle phase transition. Gene Ontology annotation, cellular component: cyclin-dependent protein kinase holoenzyme complex; cytoplasm; nucleus. Bases 283 to 1560 code for a protein of 425 amino acids. Lineage: Eukaryota; Metazoa; Chordata; Actinopteri; Scombriformes; Scombridae. The transcript is spliced from 6 exons.